Messenger RNA from Morchella importuna, 210 nucleotides. RefSeq lists its product as uncharacterized. The record is from RefSeq and is a predicted model, not a curated record. The transcript is spliced from 4 exons. The coding region runs from base 1 to 210 and encodes 69 amino acids. Lineage: Eukaryota; Fungi; Ascomycota; Pezizomycetes; Pezizales; Morchellaceae.
AUGCUUCGGGCACUAGGUGCAAUCACCGACAGGACCGCACCCAUAUCUCAAAUAACCGAAUGUUACACGCGGACUAUGGACUCGCAUGAGGGGGGAAAGAUCAUUGAAUCCUUGCACCGGCUGCUUAUUCCCCACAAACGUGCUCAUAAAAGGUCUUGGGGUGGCUUGGACAGGCGGGGAAAUGUCCGAAGUAUUGGUAACUAUAUGUGA